UAUAAAUAGGGAACUAAUCCUCUCCAAACAUCAUAUCAGUCUCAUCUUUCACUCAUUUUUCUAUAUACAUUUAUCAAUUAUCCCUUUGCAACUACACCAUGGCUGAAGAGGAGAACCGUAGCCGCGGCCUCUUCCACCACAAAAAGGACGAGGAUAGGAGACCUACAGGUGAUGACUAUGACUCCGGUAAUUACAGAAAAACAUCACACAAUGAUGAGUUUUCUAGUGGUGACAAUGAAUCUAGUUACAACAAAACAUCAUAUGGUAAUGAAAAUCCUAGUGGUGACUAUGAAACUGGCUACAAUAAAACAGCUACCAAUUAUGAAACAUCUAAUAACUAUGGUGGUACUGGUAGUGGAUACACUGACACCCAAGCAACCACCGGUGGUGGCUAUGGUGGCUCUGACACCAGAAAAACUACCGGUGGGGGUUAUGGUGGUGGUGACUAUGGUGACUCUGACACCAGAAAAACUACCGCUGGCGGCUACGGAGGUGGUGGCUAUGGUGACUCUGACACCAGAAAAACUACCGGCGGUGGUUACGGUGGUGGUGGCUAUGAUGACCCUGACACCAGAAAAACUACUGGUGGCGGCUACGGUGGUGGUGGUGGCUAUGAUGACUCUGACACCAGAAAAACUAGCGGUGGCGGCUAUGGUGGUGGUGGUGGCUAUGGUGACUCUGAUGUCAAUACAACUACUGGUGGCGGUUAUGGUGGUGGCUAUGGUGACUCUGACACCAAAACAACCACUGGCGGAGGCUUUGGUGGUGGUUAUGGUGAUGAUACUAAUCGUCGUGAUGAUGAUGUUGAUUAUAAGAAAGAGGAGAAGCAUCACAAGAAACUUGAGCAUGUUGGUGAGUUUGGUGCUGCAGCUGCCGGUGGUUAUGCUUUGUAUGAGAAGCAUAAGUCAGAGAAGGAUCCUGAGAACGCUCACAGGCACAAGAUAGAAGAAGAGGUUGCAGCAGCAGCUGCAGUAGGAUCUGGUGGAUUUGCCUUUCAUGAACAUCAUGAGAAAAAAGAAACAAAGGAGGAAGAGGAAGAAGCUCAUGGAAAGAAGAAACACCAUUUCUUUGGAUGAACAUAUGUGAAUAUAUGAUGAUAUAAAUAUGAUAUAAUAAUAAGCAUACAAGCAUUAUGGAGAUAUUCAUUCUGCUUAGCUUUUAUCCUAUAAUUAAUUAUGCUUUUGGCUUAUUAAUUAUAUGUAUUUAUUGGUAUUGAGUUCAUCUAAUUGCAGUUUAAUUUGAGUGAUUUGGAGAAUGUAAUUUCCAGCUUGGUGUCAUAUAUAGAUGAUGCAUGUAUGUAUAGAUCUAUAUGUUGUGUUAACUGUUAAGUAAACAAGAUAUAUAGCGUUGUAAAAGAAUUUGAGAUGAUUUCAAUAAAAUUACUAGUUCUGCCAUGAA
Messenger RNA from Vicia villosa (hairy vetch), 1398 nucleotides. Its product is annotated as glycine-rich protein DOT1-like. Lineage: Eukaryota; Viridiplantae; Streptophyta; Magnoliopsida; Fabales; Fabaceae. The record is from RefSeq and is a predicted model, not a curated record. The transcript is spliced from 2 exons. Bases 99 to 1076 code for a protein of 325 amino acids.